UAUGUGUCUGGCUGGCUGCGCUUCCACUCGGACAAUAUCAGGGGGUUUGGGGUGGGGGGAGGCAAGCUGGACACUUUACUGCAGGACUGGGAAUACAAGGAGCCCAUGGGUGUCCAGGGUGAGUGCCCUGCUUAGUGUAUGGACUACUGGAGCCUGAGAUCUGGCUGACAGCCCUGCCUUUGGGAGCUGGGGAAGUACAGGGAAGUCUAGGGAUCCUCUCCUAUACAUCUCGCUUGUGAAGUCUUCGCCCAAGCUGUUAUGGGUCCAAAGGACAUCAAGAUAUGACCGAAUGAGGCUUACCCAGCUGUCAGCGGCUCGAACUGCGGAUCUUUCCCACGACUCCCAUGGUGGCUGUUUGGAGUGGGAAAGAUUUACACAUGGCUGUAUGAAUUGGAAUUUAGUCUGCUAUGGAAACCUGGCUGGGAGUGUCCUGCUUCCUGAUGCUGAGUCUGAUUGCGGAUUGGGCAGGGAGUGUUCAGUCAAGAGAUUUUACAGUGCAAGAUAUAGUCUACCUUUAUCCCUCAACGACACCGUAUCCGGGUGGAUUUAAAUGUUUUACCUGCGAUAAGGCUGCAGAUAAUUAUGAUUGCAAUCGUUGGGCCCCUGAUAUAUACUGCCCAAGAGAGACCAAGUACUGCUACACUCAGCACAUCAUGAAUGCCACAGGGGAGAGUGUGCUGGUGACAAAACGCUGUGCAUCUCUGGAGCAGUGCCUAAAUACCGGCUGCAGGGAUUCUGUCAAUAAGAACCAGAAGGUGUGCACAUCAUGCUGUGAAGGGAACAUUUGUAAUUUGCCGUUACCGAGAAAUGAAACAGAUGCCAUAUUUGCAACAACAUCGCCGCUCAGUAACUCAGACAGAAGCACAGUGCAGGGUCCAACAGUGUUAGCAUGCCUGUUCCUGCUGUGGCUCUAUGGGACGUAAAGACUACUGGCAGAUACACUGAGGCAAAUAUGAAAGGCAGCCAUGUAUGCCUAGUACUGAGUAUUCCAGGCUGUCCAGUGAAAUCUGUUUGAUGGAUGAUAAUGAUAUCUCAAUCUCCUCUCUGCAUCUGGAAUGGGUCAAUGGAAUGCAUAACUUCUCUUUGAGCGAGUUCAUACAGAGCCUCGUGAAAAAAGGAGUAUGGAAAUUCAAUUAGCUGUUCUCACCGACAACCAGGUAGCGCCACUAUAUAGACAGUGGGAAGUAUAUUAUACAUUCAGAAGGAAGACAUGUAUACAGAACACCAACUGGAAUUCCAAAUUUUCCUUUCAUUUCUAUGGAGCUCUCUAAUGAGAAGUUGUGUUUGUUUGGAGACCUCAAUUUAAAUGUCUUUGCAGUGUCCAAUAACCGCUGCAUCUGUUAUCAGUGAGCACCCCUGUUGGAUUUAGUCAACUCUGAGCAGUCUCGUGGUUGGCUGAAGGUUUAAUUAAGUAUUUUAUAUGAGAUGUAAUGGCUAUUUAUGUUCCAGAAGUUAAAAAGAUCAUAUCAGACGUCAGAUCAAUAUUUGAUGAUAAAACACUAAAAUGUAUAGCAUUUCCUCCUGCAGCACAUGCAAUUGUAUAUAUCUUUGUAUAGCUCUGAUUCUACCAAUGUAUAUUAUUGCUUUGCGCUUUUCAUCUAAGUUAAGAACUAACUGUGGCUGAGCUUCCAAUUAGCUAAACUACCAGCAGGUGCCGGGAACUUUCUUUAGGUGGGUGGAAAGUGAGAUAAAAGUAGGGAUUAAUACCCUGGACCUGGCAGUGCAGCAAUACUAGGCAGCAAAAUGGGCAGUACUUUGGCCAGUCUGCCGUAUUUGCAGUACAACUCCCGGCAUCACGUGACACCUUUCGGGGUCACAGUUUAUAGCUUAAGAGCUGAAGCCUGGAUAAACUGCUAUAAAGGUCUCCAUGAAAAUUGGACAGCAUAUUAGCAUUUAAAACUGUGGGAAAUGGUAUUUUGGGGUAGGGAAGUUACUUCUUCUGCAACAGUACUUAAUAGAGUGUGAUUGAUAGAAAGCAAACUCUUUCCAUUUAAGGGAAACUGUGGGGCUGGCCCUCUUGAGUGGGGGGCCCAGAGCAGUGACAAGGGGGCUUAGCCUGAAGGCCAGUUAAGGUAAGAUCUGGAGAGAAUUUGCUCCUCUAGAUACACCAGAAAAACCCAACAUGAAGGCACGUUAGGGUGAGAUGGGGUGGGUGCUUAUUUGUACCCUGGGCACCCCUAGAACUAUAGCAGGGUGACUGUUAUCCCAAUGUUUCUAUAUAUCUGUAACAUUUUAUAAGCUACUACUGAAGGCCAGUCGGGGUGUGAAAACAUAUUUUUUGCUCUAUAUAUUCUUGCAACUAUGACAAUGACAAAUGCACCAAUGUUUCCCUAUAUCCAUAACCUUAUUAGAAUAGAAGGUGGCCCUGAUCAAAGCAAGAGGGGCUAUAACCGAAAAUAGCCUGACAUACACUGUUCUUAUUCCACCCUGUUAGACUUUAAGCCCACCCCUUUUCCAGUAAGCCCUGCCCCCCUUUUCAAUGCAGAACUUGGGACUGCCCGGGGUUUGUAAGUAAUUGCACUUAGCUACACAUUGCAGGCAAAUGUCAAUGUUGUGCUUGAUUUGAAUAAAGCACAUUUCUAUGUAGAUAACAUUUGUAAAAAAUAUUUACAGUAUUUAUUUGUAUAUAUUUAUAUUUUUCUGUAAUAUACAUUGUUCUAAGCUUAAAUGUUUGCUAUAUUUUUUAUGAUAACUGGAAUUUAGGAUUUUAAGGCAUUUUAUAAUUGUUUUUGAAAUUCUUUUUAAACCAUAACUGCUUAAACAGUUUACAAAACAUAAAUAAAAUUGUCAUAAAACAGAAAUAA
Xenopus laevis (African clawed frog) is the source of this 2804-nucleotide messenger RNA. It is a transcript of the gene lypd6.S, whose product is annotated as LY6/PLAUR domain containing 6 S homeolog. Bases 408 to 923 code for a protein of 171 amino acids. NCBI's taxonomy places the organism in Eukaryota, Metazoa, Chordata, Amphibia, Anura, Pipidae. Gene Ontology annotation, cellular component: plasma membrane. Gene Ontology annotation, biological process: positive regulation of canonical Wnt signaling pathway. The transcript is spliced from 6 exons. Gene Ontology annotation, molecular function: acetylcholine receptor regulator activity; acetylcholine receptor inhibitor activity. The record is from RefSeq and is a predicted model, not a curated record.